Schistocerca gregaria is the source of this 345-nucleotide messenger RNA. Its product is annotated as osteocalcin 2-like. The transcript has 2 exons. Bases 1 to 345 code for a protein of 114 amino acids. The record is from RefSeq and is a predicted model, not a curated record. Lineage: Eukaryota; Metazoa; Arthropoda; Insecta; Orthoptera; Acrididae.
AUGGAGGUAACGACGGAUGACUCCCCAGUGGUUGAUGCCACUGGUACUGAGGAUGAAGCAGACGCUGUGUUCCCGGAGGAUCAACCCCAGAGUCAACAGUCCACUUCGGAUGUUGAUGAUACUGCGAACCCUAACAGGAAGCCUUCCAAAAAGAAGCGGAGACUUGCACAUCAAGGAGCCAAUCAGCUCGCCCCACAGCUCCGCGACAAAGCGAAACGAAUAAGCAGCCAAAUGUGUCAGAACACUUCUGAACCCUCUGAAAGCCUCUCACGGUCGUCGUCGUCGUCGUCGUCGUCGUCGUCGUCGUCGUCGUCGUCGCCGCCGCCGCCGCUUCUGCAGAAGUAG